AUCCCCCUACUCUUCCUUUACCCACCAGAUCUGGUUUCCUACCUGAGAUCGAUCUGCUCUCUCUCUCUCUCCCUCGCUCGGAGUGGAGGAGAAGGAAGCCCUUCUGCUCUCCCGGUUCCUUGGUUUUGCUGCUUACUGUUUAAGACGGGAGAGGGACUGAGUGAUUUCGUCAAAGAGGAUACCACAAGAAAGAGUUCUAGUGUUCUCUUCAAAGAAAGAACCGGCUUUUAGAAGAAGAGCAAGAAAGAAAAGCGAGGACAUGGGGAAGAAGGCGAAGUGGUUUGGUGCCGUGAAGAAGGUCUUCAGCCCCGAGUCCAAGGAGAAGAAAGAAGAGAGAUUGAAGAAGAAGCUGGAAGAUGGGACAUCCAAACAUCCGGAUCCCUGUCCUGCCGACUCCUUAGAAUGCACUGCUCGUGAGGCAGUUCCUCCUCCGCCUCUGCCUCAUCCGGAUGAGGACAAAGUAGUGGAGAUUGAGACCGAGCAGAGCAAGCAUGCCUGUUCUGUAGCCACUCCUGCUGCCGUGGAACCUGUUGUCACCUCUGCUGAGGCCGCAAGGGAGGUCAUUAGCCUCACAACUCGCACAAAGUUCCCCGGUAAAUCGAGAGAAGAGAUUGCUGCAAUCAAGAUCCAGACUGCUUUCCGAGGCCAUCUGGCAAGGAGAGCUCUACGAGCCUUGAGAGGAUUGGUUAGGUUGAAGUCACUAAUUGAUGGUAAUUCUGUUAAGCGCCAAGCCACUUCCACUUUGCGAUGCAUGCAAACACUGUCAAGGGUUCAAUCACAAAUCCGUGCAAGGAGAAUCAGGAUGCUAGAAGACAACCAGGCACUUCAGAAGCAAAUGCUGCUUAAACAUGAAAGGGAGCUUGAAAGUUUGAAGAUGGGAGAAGAAUGGGAUGACAGCUUGCAAACAAAGGAGCAAAUAGAAGCAGGUUUGUUGAGCAAGCAAGAGGCUGCAAUACGAAGAGAAAGAGCACUGGCUUACGCAUUUUCUCAUCAGUGGAAAAGCUCCUCAAAGUCAGUAAAUCCGAUGUUUAUGGAUCCCAACAACCUACAAUGGGGUUGGAGCUGGCUGGAGCGAUGGAUGGCAGCGAGGCCAUGGGAAACCAGGAGCACAACAGAUAGAGAACUCAACAAUGACCGAGCCUCUGUAAAAAGCACCAUGCAGAGUGAUGGAGGUGGGGAGAUCUUAAAAGCCUAUGCUAACCGGGGUAGCAAUCCAGAGAAGCCCUCUCCUGCGGUCCAGAAACUAAGCCGCCCUGCCAGCCGCCAAUCUCCAUCAACACCACCCAACAAGGCCCCUUGGUCAAUGGGGAAGAUCAAAUCAGCAAGCCCCAAAUGCAGUUGGGUGCCAUUGGAAGACGACUCAAGGAGCAUUGUCAGCGUGCAAUCGGAGCGAUCUAGGAGGCACAGCUUGGCAACAGCAUCAGUGAGAGAUGACGAGAGCCUAGCUGGUUCAGCAUCUGUUCCGAGCUACAUGGCACCCACGGAAUCAGCAAGAGCCAAGUCCCGCUUCCAGAGCCUUUCAAACGAUAACAACAUCGACUCUCCAGAUAAAACUUCUGUGAGUUCUGUGAAGAAGAGGUUGUCUUUCCCCACAGGAGAUAAAUUUAGUCCAGCAUCUCCAGCUCCUAUGAGGCGGAACUCAGGUCCCCCCAAGGUGGACAUGGCAUCUGUGAAGGAUGUAGCGGUCCAAUCCUGAGCACAACAGAAUCACCAGAGAAAUCCGGCAGCUCAUCAAAACUUUGUUGAAGAUAGCUACAAUAUUGGUGGAGGGCCUAUUGUUAUGUCAAUCUAUCUACGAUUAUCAUUUAUUUUAAGUGAAUGUAGUUGGUGACAACUUAAUUUACAUGGAUUGGUUUAUUUACAUGAAUUCUUAUUUCAGUGAACCAGAAUUAUGCUGAA
Messenger RNA from Musa acuminata AAA Group (dessert banana), 1899 nucleotides. Its product is annotated as protein IQ-DOMAIN 2-like. Gene Ontology annotation, molecular function: protein binding. The record is from RefSeq and is a predicted model, not a curated record. NCBI's taxonomy places the organism in Eukaryota, Viridiplantae, Streptophyta, Magnoliopsida, Zingiberales, Musaceae. The transcript is spliced from 6 exons. Bases 260 to 1696 code for a protein of 478 amino acids.